Naegleria lovaniensis is the source of this 1728-nucleotide messenger RNA. RefSeq lists its product as uncharacterized. The record is from RefSeq and is a predicted model, not a curated record. Gene Ontology annotation, molecular function: oxidoreductase activity. Bases 1 to 1728 code for a protein of 575 amino acids. NCBI's taxonomy places the organism in Eukaryota, Heterolobosea, Eutetramitea, Acrasida, Naegleriidae. The transcript has a single exon.
AUGUCUCAAGACACUUCCUCUUCUUGGUUUGGCAGUCUCGCUUCUCUCUUACAAAAUCCAUACAUCAAGUAUGGUGUUUUAGCAUCGGGAUUGGCUGCUUCCUAUUUUGGAGCAAAAACAGCUUCUCGAGUGUACAAUGAAUACUCUGAAGAAAAUGAGAAAAAAGAAAAGGAACGCAAGAUUCGUUUUAUUUUGGACAAGUUACGUGAAAAAUAUGGCACCAAAAGCGAGGAUGUGUUUUUGGAUGAGUUGUUAGAUACUGUAAAUUCCAUCUUUUAUCCCACUUUUGGAUUGAGUGAAAGAGUUCCAGAUGGAUUGGCCAAUCAUGUUCCAAUGGUUCUUAGCGCCUUGUAUCAAUUCAAACAUUCAGAUCAUGUUCAAAAACCACCCAUUACUCUGGAUGUGUAUUUGAAAAAUGUUGAAAUGAGCUCACAAAAAUUGGAAUUAUUGGAUACUUAUUUGCCACAGACGGAUCAAGCUGAAAUUCUCACAAAUUGGGAACGUGACAAGUUACAACCCUUACUCUCCAAGAUUAAUAUUGGAAAUAUUGGUUCAGAGUUGGGCGUUUCUGUAUCAAAGCUUAUAUCUACUCAAUUAAGGCAACUGUUUGAUAGUAUUUUCACAGGAAAGCCCUCCACCAAUAGACCAGAUUAUCUCAUCUAUCAACGUUUUAUGCAACACUUGAUCUUGUUACAUGCCAUCAAGAUCAAGUGUCAAUCCAACUCCAAUGACAGUACUUUGAUCAUUAACACAACUACUACCUCAGAAAAUUCGAACGUACCAACACUCACUCUCUCCAAACAUCUCUCCCAAGAGGUAUUCGAAAGUAUUCUCUCUGAUCCAAUUGUCCUUGAAUUAUUCGGAGGAGUUUCAGGAGGAGCCUUUCAUCCUAUCAUCAUGUUGUCGUAUGGUGUGUUACAACAGUUCCAUACUUCAACCAUUCUCACGGCUUUGGGUUAUGCCAUGUAUGCCUACAAUAGUCUUGCUCCCAAUGAAACAGUAUUGAGAGAAUAUGUAAAUUCGAAGGAAGAAGAUGAAGCCAUUUCCAAAAAUCAACACUUCUCAAUGAAUCAAUUAUUGAAGAACAUUGAAGAAUUGUAUCCCGAGUACUUUACAGAACGAUUCAGAACAGAGAGUUUCAAGAAAGCCAAUUUUCUCAUUCAUAACCUCAUGAAUAGUUUGAAAGAUGGCCUUAAACCUCGUCACUAUGCUAAAAUUUGUUCCUUCUUUUACAUGAACGACCAAUCAAGAACGACUCCUUCUCCAAGAUUUACCUUAAAAGAUUUUGAGCGAAUGGCUCUCGAUAUGUAUUUGAAAGGACCUGUCAAGUUUGAUAUUGGAACUUUGCAUUGCAUUACUGGAUGCUUUGCAGUGAGACUUUUAUUGCCCUACAUUCAUGAUUCGAACAUUCAAGAACAAAUUCUGUAUUACUUGUGGGAAUCCUUUGUAUGUGUAUAUUUAUUGAUUGGUGGUUCUUCACAAAUGAGAAAUGAAUUGAGCUUGAGUGGAGUGAAAGGAGAUGCUGUUCGAGAUCUAUAUGUUCCCGAAUGGAAUGAAAUUCUUCCUCAAUUACAAGAUGACUUUGAUGAACAUGAUAUCAAAUUGUUGUACACGGCCUAUGAAGAAGCCAAGAAUUAUCCAGAAUGGGAAAUUGAUUUUAGAAAGAGUGCUGCCAAGAGGGUUGGAUUGUUGAAGGUCAUUGAAAGCGAUCCAGAAAGUAAACCAUAA